Molecule: messenger RNA, 1011 nt
Organism: Fonsecaea erecta
Lineage: Eukaryota; Fungi; Ascomycota; Eurotiomycetes; Chaetothyriales; Herpotrichiellaceae
Exons: 3
Coding region: 1-1011 (336 amino acids)
Molecular function (GO): hydrolase activity
Source: RefSeq, a predicted model, not a curated record
AUGGCAGCAGCAAAGACUCAGUCCCUUUACUCCUCGCUCCAACUCACCCACAAUGUCACAAAGACGUCUUCUGGCUCAGAUGUCCAUAGCUACACUUCGGACCUGGGCCCGGACUCCCCCAUCCUGACUCUCAUUCAUGGCUAUCCUCAAUCUGCUUAUGAAUGGCGUCAUGUCGUUCCUCUUCUCCGAGGCAAGAUCUCCUUGUUCGUGCCUGAACUUCCUGGCUAUGGCAUCUCGACGCCGAUCCGCGAUCCGGCAUCCAACACCAAACGAUCCGUUGGCACGGCUUUGUUGGAGGCGCUCGCGGACGUUUUCAAGACCAAAACGGCCUCUUCUCCACGACGGGUCAUCCUGGGCGGCCACGACCGCGGAGCGCGAAUUAGCCACCGCCUCUCCGUCGACUUCUCCCACCCGCCCCAAUCCUCACCUGCCCUCUACAAGGACUUGAACUUGACCGUCCCCGGCACCAUCCUACUCGACAUCAUCCCGACCAAGGAGCAGUGGAACGCCUUCUCCGACCCGGCCAUAUGCCAGGGAUACUUCCACUGGCCGCUCCUGGCCAACGCGGACCUGGCCACCGAGAUGAUCUCGGCGUUCGGGGGCGCCAAUUGGGCGAGAGGGGCGCACACACGCAUCUCCGGCCCAAACCCGAAAGCGCUGGAGAGGAUCUCGUCCCACGACGCCCUCGACGUCUACGCGGACCUGCUCAGUGACAGGGAGACCAUCUAUUACACCUGUCUCGACUACGCGGCCGGCGCCGCCCCGGAGGCCACGGAACAAGACGAGGACCAGAAGGCCGGCAGGAAAGUCGGUGUGCCGCUACUCGUCAUGUUCAGUAAGUCGAAACUAGGAGCGCGGAUUGACGUCGAGGCGGUGUGGAAAGGCUGGAUCGCUCAAGGAGUGGAUUAUGAAGGAUAUGGCGUGGGAGACGGCUUUGGGCAUUACCUACCCGAGGAGGCCUUCGAGACUGUGGCGGAGAAGAUUUCGGCAUUUAUCAAAAAGGUGACCUGA